Messenger RNA from Numida meleagris (helmeted guineafowl), 2560 nucleotides. It is a transcript of the gene ALG2, whose product is annotated as ALG2, alpha-1,3/1,6-mannosyltransferase. The transcript has 2 exons. NCBI's taxonomy places the organism in Eukaryota, Metazoa, Chordata, Aves, Galliformes, Numididae. The coding region runs from base 53 to 1291 and encodes 412 amino acids. The record is from RefSeq and is a predicted model, not a curated record. Gene Ontology annotation, molecular function: alpha-1,3-mannosyltransferase activity; GDP-Man:Man(1)GlcNAc(2)-PP-Dol alpha-1,3-mannosyltransferase activity.
UGACGUGGCCCUAGAGGCCGUGGGCGGCGCAUGCGCGCUGCCGCUCGGCGCCAUGGCGGAGCGGGAGGAGGAAGAGAAGGCGACCGGUCCCUCCGUGCUAUUCCUGCACCCGGACCUGGGGCUGGGCGGCGCGGAGAGGCUGGUGGUGGACGCGGCGCUGGCGCUGCAGGCCCGGGGCUGCCGAGUGCAGGUGUGGACGGCUCACUACGACCCCGGGCGCUGCUUCGCCGAGACGCGGCAGCUGGCGGUGCGCUGCGCCGGGGCCUGGCUGCCGCGCAGCCUGUGGGGCCGCGGGCACGCGGUGUGCGCUGCGCUGCGCAUGGCCUUCGUGGCGCUCUACGUUCUCUUGGUCAGCGGGCAACACGCCGACGCCUUCGUCUGCGACCAGGUGUCUGCUUGCAUUCCGAUACUCAGGCUGGCCAGAACGCGGAAGAAGGUUUUGUUUUACUGUCACUUUCCCGAUCAGCUCCUGACCAAGAGAGAAUCUUUCCUGAAGCGCCUCUACAGAAUGCCGUUGGACUGGCUGGAAGAGUACACCACUGGCAUGGCAGACUGUAUUGUUGUGAACAGCAAAUUCACUGCCAGCGUGUUCAAGGAGACAUUUAAGUCCUUGUCUCACAUAAACCCAGAUGUUCUCUAUCCGUCACUCAACACCAGUAGCUUUGAGUCAGUGGUUACCGUGGACAUAGCUGACCUGAUUCCAAGAAAGACAAAGUUCUUGUUUCUGUCUAUUAAUAGGUAUGAGAGAAAAAAGAACCUUGCAUUGGCUCUUGAAGCUUUGCAUGAGCUUCAAGGAAGGCUUGAUUCUCAUCAGUGGAAUGAAGUUCACUUGGUUAUGGCAGGUGGCUAUGAUAAACGAGUUCUGGAAAACGUGGAGCAUUACGAAGAACUAAGAAGUAUUGCAACUAAGCUUAAUGUUAGUGACCAUGUCACUUUCGUGAGAUCAUUCACAGAUGAACAGAAAAUCUCUCUUCUUAGUAACUGUGUGUGUGUGCUUUAUACACCAAGUAACGAACACUUUGGCAUUGUUCCUCUGGAGGCAAUGUAUAUGAGAUGUCCAGUUAUAGCGGUUAAUUCAGGUGGUCCUUUAGAGUCAGUCUUGAAUAACGUUACAGGAUUUUUGUGUGAUCCUCAGCCAACGCAAUUCUCUGAGGCCAUGGAAAAAAUCGUGAGAGAUCCUCUUUUGAAGGACUCAAUGGGAGCAGCUGGGAGAGUCAGAUUUAUGGAAAAAUUUUCCUCAGAAGCAUUCUCAGAACAACUGUAUCAAUACAUAUGCAGACUAACACAAUAAAAUUGUAUUUUCUUAUUACAUUUUACAGCUUUGUAUCUGUGACUUAAAUAAGGGGCCACUGUUCAAUGUGACUGAUGAAGAACCCAGGACUUGUGAAAUUUCUUGUUGUACUUUGUAUGCUGCCUUUGGUCACUUGGUAUGGAAAAAAAGAAGGAAAUGUCAAUCUUGUUAGAAGGUUCAGAUUUACAUGUGUUAGACUGAUUGUUUUUUAUGCAGUGCCUCAGACAAACGCAUGGUUCAAAUGGCAGUGACUUACUAGACUUUAUUGCAUGUUUUACUUUAAGACUGUACAGUCAACUCAAUUUACAGAUUAUAGAUAUGUACAGAUAAGCACGGUUUUAUUUUUCUGAAAAUUUCAAAUCAUUGUGAACAAUUUGUAAACGAAAGACUCAGCUAUGGUGUGGAAGGAAACACAUGGUUCAGCCAUGUGUUUAAAAAAAUUAUGUUCUUUAGGGAUUUGAAUGGUAUGCAUUUUGUUUGUUUUUAUGACCUUUUACUGUGCUUUUUUUCCUAAAACUGCAUAAUCCAGUUGUACUAGGCAUCAUAAAUGAGCGAACAAGUGUGUGAUCAGGCAAAAUUGUUGUUACUGAAAUUCUACAUCUUUGUAGAUACCUGCUAUGCCUAAUGAUGUAAUUUUAAGAGUUUCUGGUUUGUAGAAAUAUUCUUAAUUGAAUGUUUCAUGAAAUUCUAAAUUACAGAAAGCACACAUGCAGACACACACAUAGAAUGGGAGAUUUUGCCUUUUUUUUAGUUCAAUAUAAUUUUUUUUUUCUGAAUAGUUUAGCUGGGAGGAAUAGUUCCUGCACACUUCUCUCUCAAGGCAGUGCUAUUGCAUGGCAGAAAUUUUACUGACUGGUUUUGUUAGUUUGUUAUUUUUUAAGUGCAAUACUGGAUUUUAGGCAAGGAAUAUCUUUGUAUCUACCUCAUUUCAAGCACAUCUUUAUUGGUUGAUUGUUAGAUUCACAGUAACGCUUCUAUGUAAUCCAUACAGUUGAGUUUUGAAUCUCAAAAUGGACUGAGUAAUUAAUUCCCUUGGUUUUGGAAGCCUGAUUUCAUCUGUAGAGUAUCAUUUUCGUAGUCUGUGUUCUGUGCAUUGCCUGUAAGAUACAAAUUCAGAGAUUUCCACAUUUUGUGAAAAUGUCUCUACAGUAGAGAGACAACUCCUUUUGCUUAGGACUGCAAUGGAGGUCUCAGUAUGAGAUUUUUUUAUUUACAGUAAAAUAAAAAAAAACAAUGAAUAAAUUCUUUGUCUUCAAUAUGAAACUUGAA